Molecule: messenger RNA, 1701 nt
Organism: Rhipicephalus sanguineus (brown dog tick)
Lineage: Eukaryota; Metazoa; Arthropoda; Arachnida; Ixodida; Ixodidae
Product: acetylcholinesterase-1
Exons: 2
Coding region: 1-1701 (566 amino acids)
Biological process (GO): acetylcholine catabolic process; choline metabolic process
Cellular component (GO): plasma membrane
Molecular function (GO): acetylcholinesterase activity
Source: RefSeq, a predicted model, not a curated record
AUGUUGUCCGGCAACAAACAUCCCUUCCUGCUGCCGCUCUCCGCGCUCCUGUUGUGCUGGACGAACCGGAAUGCAGCGCAAGAGGCUCGUACCAACUACGUCACGGUAAAGACGGUCAACGGCCACGUGCGCGGCAGACUCCUGGACGUGGAUGGGGCGUCCGUCGCGCAGUUCCUCGGGAUACGGUACGCGGAGCCUCCCGUCGGGGUACUUCGCUUCCGGAAGCCCCUGCCUGCUCGUUCGUGGCAGCCGGAGACUCUGGACGCCCUCGAAUUCGGAAGCCCCUGCGCGCAGGCUAACGGCUCGUUGCCUCCAGUGUCGUGGCUCGUUCCGCGAGACAAAGUUAGUGAGGACUGCCUCUUCCUCAACGUGUGGCACCCAUUGGGCGACAGCCAGGACAACCUCGGAGUACUCGCGUGGAUUCACGGCGGCGGAUACCGCGCCGGCACGGCCUCCGAUCCCGACUUCGACGGAAGAAAGCUGGCGGCCACGGGAAACGUCGUUGUGGUCACCAUCAACUACAGGCUCGGCUCGUUCGGCUAUCUCUACACCGGGCCCGGAACUUCGACAGGCAACUACGCCCUCUGGGACCACAACUUGGCCCUCCGCUGGAUAAGGGACAACAUCGCAAGAUUCCGCGGCGACCCCGGACGAGUGACGGUGUGGGGUGAGAGUGCCGGCAGUAUAGCCGUCGGCUCCCUGCUCCUGUCGCGACAGAACGCAGGUCUCAUUCACAGGGCCAUACUCUCCAGCGGAAGCAACUUUUGGCUCUUACCGCCAAUGAAUCGAGUCGGUCAUGAGUUCGCCGACCGUAUUGCUGGGCACGUGGGUUGCCUGGACUCCGAGAAGCCUUCUUCCAAGACGCACCCUGCCCAAGUGCUCCGGUGCCUACGGUCGGUGCCGGCCGACGCCAUUAUCGACGCUGAACAAACGCAGUUUCCCGACGACCUUGUCACCUUCCGGCCCGCCUUCGGCGACGAGUACCUCCCGCUACCGGACCUGACGACUCUGUCUAAGAGCAUGUUCAUUCCUCUGGACAGCCUGCUCGCGGGUGGAGUCUCCGAAGAAGGCAGCCUUUUUCUCUACUUUAAGGACCACGUCCUGUUUGGCCCCUCGGUGCCCAAGCUUACCAGGAAGCAGGCGUUCGACUUCGCCCUCAAGCACUACUUGGGCGUCCUGCCCGAAGACGUCCAGGCGAUGAUCAAGGAGUUCUACCAGAAGAACGUCGCCAGCGACGAAGAUUCGCGAGGCGUGUUUCGGUCGUUGAUAGACAUGGUAGGCGACUACCUCAUCAUGUGUCCAACCAAGUUCCACGCGGAGCUGUUUGCAAAAACCAAUCGGCCUGCCUACUUCUACAUGCUGGACCACAGGUCCAAGAAAGGUCGCUUCCCGCCUUACAUGGGCUCGAUGCACUUCGAGGACGUGCAGUACUUCUUUGGCCUGCCUUUCGUAUUCCCCGGCCGACACACGGACGAGGACCGGGCUUUCAGCCUACUCUGCAUGCGAGUCAUCGGCUCGUACGUCAGCACCGGGAAACCGCAGUUGCCCGAGGAAGACAUCGACUGGCCCGUGUUCACCAAAGAACAGCCUACGCAUGUCAUGCUGCGUGCGGGUAACAGCAGCGUCGAAUGGGGGUUUCACGAUGACGGCUGCAACCUGUACAGAAAAAUCUACGAGAUUUUCAACAUCGUGACACCCUGA